Ascochyta rabiei is the source of this 414-nucleotide messenger RNA. Its product is annotated as mitochondrial acyl carrier protein. Lineage: Eukaryota; Fungi; Ascomycota; Dothideomycetes; Pleosporales; Didymellaceae. The transcript has 6 exons. Bases 1 to 414 code for a protein of 137 amino acids. The record is from RefSeq and is a predicted model, not a curated record. Gene Ontology annotation, cellular component: mitochondrion. Gene Ontology annotation, biological process: fatty acid biosynthetic process. Gene Ontology annotation, molecular function: acyl binding; acyl carrier activity.
AUGUUCCGCACAGCUCUCCUCAGGUCCGCAAGGUCCGCCGUCCGCGCCGCUCCCCGAUGCCAGGCCUCAAUUGCCCGCCCGGCGCGCGCCUUCGUCCAGCCCAAGCAGAUCACUCCCGCCGCAUACUUCCAGGCCGUACGAAGCUACGCCUCCAGCGCCGGUCUGUCGCAAGAAGAGGUCGUGGGCAGGAUAAUGGACCUGCUGAAGAACUUCGACAAGGUCCAGGACGCCUCGAAGCUCAACGGCGAGUCGCACUUCCACAACGACCUCGGUCUUGACAGCCUCGACACUGUAGAGGUCGUCAUGGCGAUUGAAGAGGAGUUCAGCAUUGAGAUCCCAGAUAAGCAGGCCGACGCCAUCCACAGCGUCAAGCAAGCAGUGGAGUACAUCCUCGCCCAGCCUGACGCUCACUAA